CAUUCAGCUUUUUUACUUUUUCUUUUUCUGCUGUGAAUUCUGAGAAACCUGUCAUCAUGAGCUCUGAGGUUUCAGGUGAAGAUCAUCAUGGUGAUCAUCAAAAUGAAGACACUGCAGGAACAAAACGCUCUUAUGAUUGUACAUUCUGCAAGAGAGGCUUCACAAAUGCUCAGGCUUUAGGGGGUCACAUGAAUAUUCAUAGGAAGGACAGAGCCAAGGGAAAACAAGAACAAACCCCAAACCCUUUUUCUUCCAUUCAAGGAAAAUUCACCAACUAUGAACAAUCCUAUUCCUCUAUGACCCUUCCUUUUACUUCUGAAUUUCAAAACAAACCCUUAAGCCAUUACUCCAUUCGGGAGCCUCAGAGGAAUCGUGACAUGUAUUUUCAUCCUCCACCAACCCAACUUGCACCUCUUCAUCUGUGUGAGUUUCAGAACAAAAAGUCUGAUCAGCCUGUGCAUUUCAACCAAGGGUUUUGGGGUGCUGAUUUGAGUCUCCAAACUGGUUCAAAUCAUGUGGGUCAUAAUGCUAGUCAAGUUAGGAGAGGAAAUCAGAAAGAUAGUGAAGUGGACUUGGAGCUCAGGCUUGGCCAUGAUCCAUACUGAAAAAAGCUAUGUCAUCCUUU
Lotus japonicus is the source of this 625-nucleotide messenger RNA. RefSeq names its product transcriptional regulator SUPERMAN-like. The transcript has a single exon. Bases 57 to 605 code for a protein of 182 amino acids. The record is from RefSeq and is a predicted model, not a curated record. NCBI's taxonomy places the organism in Eukaryota, Viridiplantae, Streptophyta, Magnoliopsida, Fabales, Fabaceae.